Messenger RNA from Arctia plantaginis, 3390 nucleotides. The record is from the annotation of a GenBank genome assembly. NCBI's taxonomy places the organism in Eukaryota, Metazoa, Arthropoda, Insecta, Lepidoptera, Erebidae.
AUGCGACGACUAUCGACAGUAUUUUGGACCGCAAGCCUUGGAAUAUUUAUUUUAAUACUUUAUUUGGAAUGUGGUAUAAGUUUAGAAUUGCCGAAAAUUAAACACACAUUAGAAGAUAAAGAUAAGUCCAAAUGGUCGGCAAUUGAAUCGAAGCUACAUCCUAUUGAGAGUGAACUGAAUAAACAUUAUGAGAAGUUCAGUGAUAUUAAAUUUGCAUUUCACCAAAAAAAAUAUCUAUUACGGAAGAGAUCUACAAAUUUUUCAAAUAAAGUACAGAAAUUAUCUAAGAUUCCAUUUAAUCUUUCAUCUUGUCCUAUUCAAAUGCAAAUUGUUCCAAAGACAGACAUACAGAUGUUAUCAUUGUAUAAUAGAAUCGCGUUUGAUAACAACAGCGUUAAAGACUGGAAAACUGAGUACAAAGAAAACCAAUGGAAUAAGACGAAUAAACUAAAAGUUUUCAUAGUUCCAUUUUCACACAACGAUCCAGGUUGGAUUUACACUUUCGAAAGAUACUACGACACACGAACACAUAUGAUAUUUAGCAACAUAGUUGACUUAUUGCCCGAGGGCAAGGCUAGGAAGUUUCUGUGGUCUGAAAUUAGCUUCCUCGCAAUGUGGUGGGACACAGAUGCAAAUAAUGACGAAAAGAUGUUAUUUCAAAAUCUUUUAAAAGAAAAAAGAAUAGAAAUAGUGACUGGUGGCUGGGUCAUGAACGAUGAGGCCAAUACACACUGGCUUUCAACCGUCCAGCAGCUCACUGCAGGUCAUCAAUGGUGCAUAGAAAAGUUAGGAAUUGCACCCAAAAACUCAUGGUCCAUUGAUCCCUUCGGCUACUCCAGCACUCAGCCUUAUUUAUUGAAGCUGGCUGGGUUUGAUAACUCCGUCAUUCAGCGAGUGCAUUACAGAGUGAAGAAAGAAUUUGCUUCUAAUAAGCAGUUAGAGUUCAGAUGGCGGCAAUUGUGGGACGGUGUAGGCGAAACGGAUAUGUUCACACAUUUAUUUCCUUUUGUCUCCUAUAAUGUAAUGUAUUCUUGCGGCCCUGAUCCCAAAAUAUGCUGUCAAUUUGAUUUCGGUAGCCACUCAGUUUCAUGUUUACCUCAGAAAAUAACUGAAAAUAACGUUCGAGAAAGAGCAUCGCUCAUUCUAGACCAAUGGCGUAAAAAGGCUCAACUUUACCGAAGCAACAUCGUUCUAUUUCCUUUAGGUGACGACUUUAGAUAUGGGGAUUAUCUAGAAUGGGAUAAGCAGUUUCAAAACUAUGAUAUGCUUAUUGAAUACAUAAAUAAUAAAGAAGAGUUGAACGCUGAGGUACAGUUUGGCAAUCUGGAUGAUUACUUCAAGGCGCUUCAUUCCGAAAUGAACUUGUCAGACUUCCCAGUACUGUCCGGCGAUUUCUUCACAUAUGCGGAUGAACCAUUACAAUACUGGAGCGGAUACUUCACGUCCAGGCCCUUCUAUAAAAAUAUGGAUCGGGUUUUACUAGCGCAUGUCAGGGCGGCAGAAACAAUAAGUUCUCAAGUGAUGUCUUCGUAUUGUUUGUCCAACAUGAUGUCGCUCCAAUUGAGGGACCGUGUGGAAAAGGCCAGGCGAUCAUUGGCAUUAUUUCAACACCACGACGCAAUAAGUGGCACAUCUAGAGCUAAAGUCGUCAAAGAUUAUGCUAAGAAAAUGCGAAGCGCAAUAGAAAACUGUGAGUCCGUCAUACAGCAAGCGGCUUACUAUCUUCUCGCAAAGCCUUCGAACAUAGAAGAAACUCAUAAUAUUUACUUCGAUGACGUUUGGAGGCGAUAUAACGAGAUUCCUUCCAGGAUCACAAUAACUUUCGACUACUUGUCACCGUCGAGAAAAAUAGUGUUGUAUAACUCUUUGCCGUUUACUAGACGUGAAGUAUUGACCGUGUUCAUCUCUUCACCGCAUGUUGAGGUAUUCGAUCCUGCAGGUAAGCCGGUGAUGACACAAAUAUCUCCAGCGGUUGUGGGCAAUCAAAGGCUUACGUUCGCAGACUAUAAGUAUCAGCUUUCAUUUCCUGUAGUUGUUAACACUUUGGCGUUAACAACGUACACAGUGGCAUUGCGCAGCAGCAAUAGCAUAAAUAAGUACGUUUCUUAUUCUCGCGUAAGAGUGUACAACCAUAAUACAGUCAAGCUACCAAAAUUGUUCCGGGUGAAGCAAUCAUCAGCAAAACUAAUGGAGGAUAUCAAUAUACAAAUUAGGAACAGCACACAGGUAGUCGCCUCUGUGAAUGGACUGAUUAAGACUAUCGUUUCUCCGGAUGGUACAGUCGUCCCCGUAAAUAUGGAUUUUGUAAUCUACGACAGCCAGCGUGGUGACGGCAAAAACAGUGGCGCCUACCUGUUCAUGCCUUCAGGUCCCGCACAACCGUUCGACCCAGAACCCUUCCCUCAAAUCUUUGUUAUCGAAGGAAUUUAUGAGUCAACAAUUUAUACCGCAUUAGCAUCGCCCGAGUUAGCUGAAGUCACAGUUGCGAUCAGCCUUAUCAACAAUCCGUCUCUUCAACAAAGCGAGGUGAAGGUCGUGAACACUUUAUUCAUAGAUCCUGAAGUUCAAAACUUGGAAUUCGCCAUGAGGUUUUCCACUAACAUCAAUAAUAAGAACGUCUUUUAUACUGACGUUAAUGGAAUGCAGAUGACGAAACGUCGUUACUUCGACAAGCUGCCGCUCCAAGCGAACUACUACCCGCUGCCGGCGGCCGCGUACAUCGAGGACGACUACCUUAGAUUUACGCUACUUACAUCUACACCACUCGGGGUAGCAGCCCUGCAACCUGGACAGAUCGAGGUGAUGCAAGAUAGAAGGACAAGCAUCGAUGAUUCAAGAGGUUUAGGGCAAGCGGUACGGGACAACGUAAGAACGCGGCAUACCUUCAAACUCAUAAUUGAGAACGCCAAUAACCCAUGCCCGCUCAAAAUCCCUGCGGAGCACCCGAGUGGGCAACUCACGUUGGGCGCGCACGUGUCGCAACAGUUAAUGCUACAGCCGCUCGUCACCAUGCACUACACGGAGCAAGAUGUGCCGCUGUCCAGUGGGUACUCGCGCAUCACACUCAAUGCCGCAGAUCUUGUGCUAGCUGCUUACCGGACUGAUGUAAUUACCAAGAGCAAAGACGGUGCUAGAAUUCACGGCAUGGGGAUGACAUUCCAACGAGUGUACCUGGAACCGUGUUACGGCAAUAAAGAUAUCAGCAAGUGGUAUCCACUCUCCGAUGGCCAGUUUCAAAUAAGGCAACUGGUCGACGUGCCCAGCUAUAGUGUACAUGAAAGCACUCUUACAUUCGUCAGUCUCAAGAACCAGCUGCCUAAUGGUGUGAUUACUCUGUGCCCUCAGGAAGUAAGAUCGGUGUUCAUCAAUGACACUUUCAACUCCUGCUAG